Molecule: messenger RNA, 708 nt
Organism: Pygoscelis adeliae (Adelie penguin)
Lineage: Eukaryota; Metazoa; Chordata; Aves; Sphenisciformes; Spheniscidae
Gene: PSMA5
Product: proteasome (prosome, macropain) subunit, alpha type, 5
Exons: 6
Cellular component (GO): nucleus; proteasome core complex; proteasome core complex, alpha-subunit complex
Source: RefSeq, a predicted model, not a curated record
CCAGGGUGCGCCAUGAGCGGCUUAAUAGCCGAUGCAAAGACUUUAAUCGAUAAAGCAAGAGUGGAGACCCAGAAUCACUGGUUCACCUACAACGAGACCAUGACAGUGGAGAGCGUGACGCAGGCCGUGUCCAACCUGGCGCUGCAGUUCGGGGAGGAGGACGCAGACCCAGGGGCGAUGUCUCGUCCGUUUGGCGUCGCGCUGCUUUUUGGAGGAGUUGAUGAGAAGGGACCCCAGCUGUUUCACAUGGACCCGUCGGGGACGUUCGUUCAGUGCGAUGCCAGAGCCAUCGGCUCCGCCUCGGAAGGGGCCCAGAGCUCUCUGCAAGAGGUUUACCAUAAGUCGAUGACGCUGAAAGAAGCCAUCAAAUCUUCCCUCGUCAUCCUGAAACAAGUUAUGGAGGAGAAACUGAACGCAACCAACAUCGAGCUUGCCACGGUGGAGCCCGGGAUGAAGUUCCACAUGUACACGAAAGAGGAGCUUGAGGAGGUCAUCAAGGAUAUUUGAAAAGGAGAGAGACUCCCUCAAAGGCUCAUUUCCCCCCCCCCGAUCAAAGCGAACUGGCUCUCGGUUCCUUCCAGCACCCGCGAUUUCAUUUUCCGGCAGCAUCUGUAAUUGCUCUUCUUAGAAGGCUCUUGAGGUUUUUUUACAGUUUCUGUACAUAACUGAUCUCUACAAUAAGAGGAAAUGAGAAUAAAUCAUUUUGUU